AUCUUCUUCAUCUCCAUCUCCAUCUCCAUCUCCAUUUCCAUCUUCAUCUCCUUGAUUGAUUCGAUUUGAAUCUUGAUUUGUAUCUCCAAACCCUAAUUCAUUAGAAUCAGAUUUAGUGCAAUGCGGGUGUGUUAUUCACCAGAAUUCAGAUCCAUGAAUAAGGAUUCAACUUCGUUUCGUAAUUCCGGUGCAUACACAAGCCCAGGUACUCCUGAUUACAAGGAUAACCAUGGCUGCAGCGGCGGUGGCGGAGGAGGUUUUCAAAAGGGUUGGUGCUCGGAAAGGGUACCGUUGCCGAGCAAUAGUAACCGGCGGCGUGCCAGUUCGAAUGUAUUGAUGAAUGGAAGAACAUUGCCUUCAAAAUGGGAUGAUGCCGAAAGGUGGAUUACGAGUCCAGUUUCUGGUUCUGGGUUUUGCAAGACUCUAGCUCCACCGUCCCAACGACGACCCAAAUCAAAAAGUGGACCAUUGGGGGACACUCCAUAUUUUUCGAACCAUUCACCGGCUUUCCCGUUUCUUGAAACCAACGGUUUUCUUGCAGGUUCGCCAUUUUCAACUGGUGUUUUGGUGCCCAAUGGGUUAUCUUUUCACCAUGCUCACACCGAUUAUACAGUCACUCCAUCUGCAAAUUUGUCUUCAUAUCCUGAUUCUCAAGAUGAAAAGAUUGAUGAAAACAGUGUUACCCGUGUGAUUUCAAGGCGAGAUAUGGCUACCCAGAUGAGCCCUGUGGACAGCCGAGGGUCAUCUCCAAACAGAAGGCCGCCACCGUCCACCUCUCCUCCACCAAUACCGUCAUCAGUGGAGCCUCGCAGCCACCAUUCUGCUAGAGUGGAAGUCAGGGAUGUCGAGGUAGACAAAGGAAUCACCAUCACAAAGCAAACAAAAAGACACCCGAGGAGAACAGAAAAGAAUAGGCCAACGGAGAUCAAGAACCUGGAUUUGACAUGGAAUCCCACAGAAGGAGCAACCGAAUUGUCAAAGCUCCAGAAAGAGGAAGCAAGGAUCGUUGCUUGGGAGAACCUGCAGACUGCAAAAGCAGAGGCAUCAAUUCGAAAACUUGAGAUGAAACUGGAAAAGAAGAAAUCAGCAUCGAUGGACAGAAUCAUGAAGAAGCUUAGACUCGCGCAAAUGAAAGCCCAAGAAAUGAGAAAAACGAUGGCAAGGAGUGAAGCUCCCGGGACUUCCCGCAAAGUCAUGCCCUUGCAGCGAUAUGCAAACAUUUCUCUUAUCUCCUGCUUUCGUCCCGAUCACUCCUGAUCCUUUAACUUGAUUCAGUGAAGAGAUGAGUGAGAAGGCAUGGUAGAGUUUGUGGUUGAUGAUGCAAAUGGAGUUUGAAGAAUGUUGAUGCAAUAGUUUUGGGUUAAUUAGUAGUAAUUUAGUUGAAUGGCAGAUGUUGAGUAAAUAUGUAGACGGAAAGAAGGUACAUGUAAUGUUUUUGUGUGAAUCUACAUUUACUA
Cynara cardunculus var. scolymus (artichoke) is the source of this 1457-nucleotide messenger RNA. RefSeq lists its product as uncharacterized. Lineage: Eukaryota; Viridiplantae; Streptophyta; Magnoliopsida; Asterales; Asteraceae. The coding region runs from base 121 to 1257 and encodes 378 amino acids. The record is from RefSeq and is a predicted model, not a curated record. The transcript is spliced from 6 exons.